Messenger RNA from Coprinopsis cinerea okayama7#130, 1386 nucleotides. RefSeq lists its product as hypothetical. The transcript has a single exon. The record is from RefSeq and is a predicted model, not a curated record. NCBI's taxonomy places the organism in Eukaryota, Fungi, Basidiomycota, Agaricomycetes, Agaricales, Psathyrellaceae. Bases 1 to 1386 code for a protein of 461 amino acids.
AUGUGCGAUGGAUGGAACGGAGAAAUUCAGAAUUUGCUGAUCUUCGUGAGUCGAAUUCAGCUUUAUGCGCCGCCAGUCGCCUGUUUGACGUCGGUGAAGGCUGGUCUGUUCUCCGCAAUCGUCACUGCUUUCUCGGUCGAGGUUGCCAAAGAGCUUCAGGAGCCUCCCGAGGCCGCUUCUGUCCAACUUCUGGCUCGAAUAUCGGCUCAACUAGAGGCAAAUUCCAGUCCAACGGAUAUCCCAUUGCCGCAACUUGAACCUUUCGUCGCGGCGCCCAGCACGGUCCGGAUCAACCUCCUCUGGAUGAUAAGUCUCACCAGCAGCCUCGCGGUCGUGACGAUAGGCAUUCUAUGUCUGCAAUGGAUACGAGCUUACCAGCGCCAAUACUCCGGAAGAUCCCUAAAGGAAGCAAUCGCGGCGCGUAACUCCAGGAACAGCUCUUUGCAAUCGUGGCACGUUCCUCUGAUCAUCACCCUACUCCCCAUCCUCCUCCAGGUCGCUGUAGCCCUAUUCCUCAUUGGACUAGUGGAGUAUUUCUAUCACAUGAACCACACGAUCGGCUAUGUCCUGGGUGCACUGGUGGGCACAACCCUGUUCUUUGUCGUCGCCACAACAAUCCUUCCGGCACUUUGCGACUUCUUUUUCUACUACUACGGCAGUGUAUAUGGCUACUCCUCCGGCGUCUUUCCCGUCAGUUGUGCCUACAAAUCACCUCAGGCAUGGGGCUUUACAAUGCUCUGCAGUAGAAUUGUGGCGCUGUGGUGCAUGGUCUUCAAAAACGCCAGCCGCCCUGUACGCAGCUUUGCCAAAGUGAAGAACCUUGCCAACUGGAGCGCCUAUGACAGGUGGUGGAGCCACACAUCGGAGGUGCAGAGCAACUAUAUCUGGGGACUGUGUAGGAUGGCGCGCCAAUUCCAACAUGGUGAUCCCGUCGUGACAAGAUCGGUUUACUCCUGCGUCCGGGACCUCACGACUGUGCAAGACCUCGAUCACUUCAACCGGUACAUGUACGGGCCACAGGAGCGCCCUCUAGGACAGACCUUCGACCCCACCCAAGUAAACCUGAUCAAGGACUAUGUGAUGUACAAGGUCGGGCUCCAGAUGUUUUCGUCGUCCGAAGAUUUCCAUGUUCCGAUGGGAGAAUGGGAGCACCUCCAUCGUCUGGAGUUGUUUGUACGCCUGUACCAAAACCUUCCUGAAAGCUUCCUGGAAGAGGUCUUCGUUGCAUGUCCCGCUGUUGUAGACGGAUCAGUGAGCGAGAAUAGGACGAUUCCCCGCUUGCCCGACGGUAAGCGCGCAUUGCCUUUGAACCGUUACUCCGUCUCUCAUUCCAACGUUUUUAGAGCUUCGUAUACAGCUAUUCAAGAUAUUCAAGACCCGGCUUGA